Molecule: messenger RNA, 1305 nt
Organism: Nicotiana tabacum (common tobacco)
Lineage: Eukaryota; Viridiplantae; Streptophyta; Magnoliopsida; Solanales; Solanaceae
Cellular component (GO): Golgi membrane
Source: RefSeq, a predicted model, not a curated record
UUUUUGUUGGGCUGGGUUAUUUCACCCGAACCCGUCAGCGAGUCACCUGCCUUACCAGAAAGAGAGGGGAAACACACGGGGGAGAGAGAGCAAGAGAGCGGACUGGAGUGUCUAACCAGACAGAGAGCUUAAAAUCCAGAGACAUCUGAAUCUCUGAUCCAAUUGAAUCAACUAAAGAGAACAAACAGAAAAUUGUAGAAGAAGAGGAAAAAGAGAAAGAUGCUGCCCACAACUUCGAAAGGUCGAACGAGCUCUCAUGUCCGACCCAAUUCAGUAUUGCCUCAGUACCUUCGCCGAAUAAUCAAGUGGCAACAAAUGGACAUUGAAUAUACCUUUUGGCAAAUGCUUCACCUAUGCACCUCUCCUAAAGUAGUAUAUCAGCACACAAAGUACCACAAGCAAACAAAGAACCAGUGGGCACGUGAUGAUCCUGCAUUUAUCGUAAUAUGCAGUCUUCUGUUGGUGGUUGCUACUUUGGCAUACUGUGUUGCGUAUGAUCAUAGUGCAGGACAUGCUGUUUUUGUAGUUAUCUCGGUAUUGCUUUUUCAUUUUGUACUCACUGGAGCUACUUUGGCAACAUGUUGCUGGUUCCUAACCAACAAUUACCUUCGAGAGGAAGCUCCAAGCAGUCAUGCCGUGGAACAACGGGUAGAAUGGUUGUACGCGUUUGAUGUCCACUGCAACUCUUUCUUCCCUAUGUUUGUUUUGCUAUACGUUAUACAUUAUUUUCUCUCCCCUGUUUUGGUAGCUCAUGGUUUCAUUCCUGUUUUGCUGUCAAAUUUGCUCUUCAUGGUUGCUGCUUCCUACUAUCAUUACCUCAACUUUUUAGGUUAUGACGUAUUACCCUUUUUGGAGAGGACAACAUUCUUCCUAUAUCCAAUUGGCAUUGUCAUCGUCCUUUCACCCAUCUUUAUCUUAAUUGGCUUCAAUCCAUCAAGACACUUCAUGAACAUCUACUUCAGCAGAGCGUUAUGAAAUCAAGCUAACACUGGAUGAGGACAUGUUAGGAUGAAAGAUGCCUUCAGACAUACAUGUCGUGAAUAGGACAUUGUUGAGAUCAUUUGCAGAGGCUUUAAUUGUUAAUGUGAUUUGGGAACACUUGUUUAGUAUCUCUGGUUAGGUAAUUUUGAUGUUAUGAAUGAGAAAUAUAUCUGACAAGAGCCUUAUUUGUGCUUCAGCCCUAAAACUUCACCCGAUGAGUUCAUUCAAUGUAAAGAUUUUAUUUCUGAUUUUUUGAAUCAUAGUGGUGACUGUAGCAUUAUUCUUGAUUUCUUGUUCUGCGGUUAUAACAUUUACCAUUUGUUG